AUGAUUCGAUUCAGCUGCUCACAGCUCGUUGUGGCCCGUAUGGACCCCCUUGUAAAUCCAGAGCUGGCACAAUCCCCUCACGUCCAUCAGGUUGUGGGAGGCAAUUCGUUCGGCGUCAGCAUGGACCCAGAAACCCACGAUCUCGUCGAGCAGUCCACUUGCACUAGCUGCACCUUCUCGGAGGACUUCUCCAACUACUGGACGGCCGUAUUGUACUUCCGCGCACGCAACGGCACCUACAAGCGUGUGCCUCAGUUCCCCAACGUGGGACUCCGUGCCGAUCUGAUCAUCCCCGUAACAAAGGGAGGAGUGACAGUGUACUACAUCCCCCCCUACGACGGCAAAACGACCGUCACGGCCUUCAAGCCCGGUUUCCGCAUGCUCGUCGGAGACGCCGGCCUGCGCGAAGCCAAAGGCAUGCAGAAGCAGCUCUGCCACCGCUGCCUGGGCGCCGAGUACGACCAAGGCGGUGCCCCCUGCACCGGAACAGACUCGCAAACCCUGCCGAAGGGCUUCUGUGCGGGCGGCAUCCGAACCACUGUGACUUUCCCGACCUGCUGGGACGGCAAGAACAUCGACAGCCCCGACCAUAAGAGCCAUGUUGCCUACCCGGCAGUUGGGAGCUUUGAAUCAACGGGGACUUGUCCUGAAACGCACCCUGUUCGGCUACCUCAGCUCAUGUACGAGGUUAUGUGGGAUACCACGCAGUUCAACGACGAGGCCCUGUGGCCCGAGGAUGGCUCGCAACCAUUCGUGUGGAGCACUGAUGAUUCCGUCGGAUACACUCAGCACGGUGACUACAUGUUCGGUUGGAAGGGCGACUCACUCCAAAGGGCGCUGAAUGCCCGUUGUGGUAAUGCUGUCUGCAAGGAACUACGGACACAGACGUCAGAGGAGGCCAUGCGGUGCACCAUCCCGCAGAACAUUGCCGAGCCAGUGGACGGCUGGCUCGAGAAGAUCCCCGGAAUGGGAAUGGUGGACGGAGAGACAAACUAG
This is a messenger RNA of Chaetomium globosum CBS 148.51, 996 nucleotides long. RefSeq lists its product as uncharacterized. The transcript is spliced from 5 exons. Bases 1 to 996 code for a protein of 331 amino acids. The record is from RefSeq and is a predicted model, not a curated record. Lineage: Eukaryota; Fungi; Ascomycota; Sordariomycetes; Sordariales; Chaetomiaceae.